AUGCUUUUGAAACUUGUUGUACUCCUCCUUGAUUUCAAAGCCCUUGGAAUCACACUCUUCGGUCCCGACUACAGUUCAAGUGAUGCCUCUGCCUACAUUUCAUCCUAUUCUAGCUCCGACAACUUCGACCCAAGAGAAUGCAAAAAUACGAGGACAGGGGUCGACUACAGAGGAACUCUUUCAUUAACACAAUCUGGCAAGCCGUGCAAGGAUUGGAGGGACUUCCCCCGAUGGAUAGAAAAGUACCCCGAAAGCGACCUAAACGGGCCAUAUUGCAGAAACCCGGAUGAUGAUCUAGGCGGACCUUGGUGCUUUACAAUUGGAGGAAGCUGGGAUAGCUGUAAAAUUAUUGACUGCGUUAAAUAUUUUUCUUCGAAUAAAAAGUGA
Messenger RNA from Oikopleura dioica, 387 nucleotides. Lineage: Eukaryota; Metazoa; Chordata; Appendicularia; Copelata; Oikopleuridae. The record is from the annotation of a GenBank genome assembly.